GGGAGAGGGAGUAUGUAUGCCUGCGCGCAGGUCUUUCUUUCAGCGGAAUCGUUCUACAACAAGAACUUCCGGUGCCGAAAGCUCGUUUCCCCCUUUCUGGUUCUGUGGGAAUAGAUUCCGCUCCGCCCCGCCCCUUUCCGUGCAAUCUUUGCGAGGCCGCGAGCUGACUGUCCCACAAGACAUCCCGUCAGUUAUCCUCGCAUUCCUCUCCGGCCGACAAAGAGAAACCUGGACUCCGCCCACUUGAAAGUCCCACAAGCCUCUCCAAAUGGUGAGAAUAUGCGCCAUGACUACUUCUCCAAGAACACCUUCCAAAAAAUCAAACACUCCACGUGCUACUUCCAAGGUUGGUGUCCUCCCUUCUCCUCACCAAAGUGAUUCUACCCCUCUUCCUUCAAUCAAUGAACGUCUGGCCUAUCUUCGCCCCUCUCGGGAGCUACUGGAAUACUAUCGAAAAAAGAUUGCAGAAUUUGAUGAAGAGCAUGAAGAGCUGGUAAAACGGUUGGAGGCAUACAAAGCAUCUUAUGAUGAACAGCACAAGCUUCAAUGGGAAAUGCGUCAGCGAGAGGAAGAAAUUGCAGAACUACAGAAGGCUCUGAGUGACAUGCAGGUGUACCUUUUUCAGGAAAGAGAGCAGGUUCUGCGCCUUUAUGCAGAAAACGAUAGACUGAAAAUCAGGGAAUUAGAGGACAGAAAGAAGAUUCAACACCUUUUGGCUUUAUUAGGAACAGACAAUGGUGAAAUUACCUAUUUUCACAAGGAACCACCAAAUAAGGUCACUAUACAUCAGCUACCAACCAAGAGCAGAGAUUCCCUUGAUAGAUAUGCCAAAUACACUUCAAAAGCAGGUUCUAAAAGCUCUGCCUUCAAAAAUAAAGGAGAGAAGCCUGAAAGUGCAGAUAGAUACCAAAGAGACAACCAAACACUCCUACUACAGGUGGAAGCUCUUCAGGCUCAACUAGAAGAACAGACUAAGCUGUCAAAGGAGCAGAUUGAAGCACUGCUAGAAGAUCGACGCAUCCGAAUAGAAGAAGUGCAGGUGCAGCAUCAGAGGGAUCAGGAAAAGAUCAAAGACACUACUGAAAAAUACCAUAAAGCUCAAAAUUUGCUACAUGAGAGUACCAAAGAUUUUCUGCAGAUGAAGUUUGAUGCACGAGCAAAUGAAAAAUCCUGGAUGGCAGAGAAGGACACUCUGCUGAGGAAGCUGGACAAAUGUAGAUGUGCACACAAACCGAGCAGGAUUUGUAAGAACGGUAGUCCAGUCCAGGACCACAUCAAUCAGAGUUACGAGAGUUGUCAAAGCUGGUGGGCUACUAGCCCAGAGAAACAGGACAUUAGCCUGCAGUGGGAAAAUAGUCCUUGUCAGCAGAGUUUCACCAAGAGAUCACCUCCCAGUGGGAAGGUUGAAGUUUUCAAGAAGAGGAAACCAAGAGCUGCCAGAUGUGUUUCUCAAGCAGAGCAUGGCAUUCAUAAAGUGUAUGGAGUAGAGAUUAAGGGUUUACAAGAUCAAUUGACACAGGAGCAGACGUUAGCAAAUAUGUAUCGAGAACAGUGUGUUUCAUUGGAAGAGGAGUUGGCUAAGAUUCGGGAGGAAGGAAAUUUAGGUCAAGAGAUGUUUAAGCAACGGUCAGAAAAGAUGGGGAAGCGUUUACAGCUAAUGACCCAGCGCUAUGAGGCACUGGAAAAAAGGCGUGUCAUGGAGGUGGAAGGAUUUAAAACUGACAUCAAACAACUUCAACAAAAGCUGCAGGAUGUGGAGAAGCAACUUUUCAAGGUGAUAAUGAACGUGGGACCUGACCAAGAUCUUGCAAUUCUACAUGAAGUUCGCCAAGGGAAUAAGAGAACUAAAAAGAUACAAGGACAACUGAAAAACUUAAAAUCAAAGAUAUAUGGGCUGGAGAAUGACCUGCGAGUUUACUGAUAAUGAUAUGUCAAUCAAUAUGAGUGGUGUUGAUAAAGACCUGUCGCUACAACAAACUCUUUACUUUUUUUUUUUUUUUUUUUUUUUUUUUUACAAAUGUGUCGCUUGCAGUGAGUGUAACAUAUACUUUCCAUUCCAGGGCAGAAGAAAACAAUUGAAACUUGUGUGAGAAUUGAAAAGAAACUCCGUUUAUCUUUUUGAAUGAGUAUCUAGAUUUGGUCUCUGUGAUGUUGAUUUAUACACAGAAUCGGGACAGAGAUAUUUGGUGAUUGCUUUUGCAGUGCCUAGAAGAGAUACGAUCUAUAAGAACUUUUCACUGGCUAAGAAUGAUAUGUUAUGCAGGGAUCCCAAGAAAGUGGCUAGGCGGGCUGUGUACCUUCUAUAUCUUAGUUUAUUAUAGAGAAGAAAGGAAUUUCCAAAUGACUCUCUCAAACUGGACAGUAUAGAAGGGGUUGAUACCAAUUUAUAUAGAGAAGAGAAUCUCUUACAGUGAGUCAUAAGGCUGUUUUAAUUCCAUUUUUCAAAUUAGUUCUUUGAAUAAGUGCUUUCCUGAAUUCUCUACAGAUUUGUAGCACAGAUCAAGAUGAACUCUAUUCAUAAGUGACAGCUUCAGUCUAAAACACAAUUCUAUCACCCAGGAUAAAGAGUGUGUACAUGGUUGCUGUGUACACUAAAAGGGGAAUCAGACCCAUUGAGCUGAAACUUGUAUAUGAAUAAAAUUAAGGAUUAAGUUGUAACACAAAUGCUUCCUAGCAUGGGUCAUUUUAUGUUUUCGUGAGUAUAAUUUUUAUUUUGCAGAAAUCUUUCUGAACCCAGAAAAGAAUUAUGAUGCAUCUAUUGUUUAUACUCUGGUGUAGAACAUUAAAACUUACAUUAUAGUAUUUACUUGA
Crotalus tigris (Tiger rattlesnake) is the source of this 2811-nucleotide messenger RNA. RefSeq names its product coiled-coil domain containing 77 (gene CCDC77). The record is from RefSeq and is a predicted model, not a curated record. Bases 269 to 1921 code for a protein of 550 amino acids. Lineage: Eukaryota; Metazoa; Chordata; Lepidosauria; Squamata; Viperidae. The transcript is spliced from 12 exons. Gene Ontology annotation, cellular component: centrosome.